Messenger RNA from Aspergillus oryzae RIB40, 450 nucleotides. RefSeq names its product WD repeat-containing protein. The record is from RefSeq and is a predicted model, not a curated record. Gene Ontology annotation, molecular function: protein binding. Gene Ontology annotation, biological process: mRNA export from nucleus. The transcript is spliced from 3 exons. Bases 1 to 450 code for a protein of 149 amino acids. Lineage: Eukaryota; Fungi; Ascomycota; Eurotiomycetes; Eurotiales; Aspergillaceae. Gene Ontology annotation, cellular component: THO complex part of transcription export complex.
AUGGCACCUCCCCGCCGCAAUCUACUUCCCAAAGAGCGAUUCGCAUUCUCAUUUGGGAGCCUCAAGACUCAGAGCUAUCAUGACCCUAUUGCGCGAACGCCCGGAUCUCAUACAAUCCGAACGAUAGCAUGGAACCCUACCGGCCAGCUUAUCGCUACAGGCUCAGCGGACCGUACCCUUCGAAUCUGGAACCCUGAGCGCGCGCAAGUCAAAUACUCGACUGACCUCCGCGGUCACACCGCGGGGAUCGAGAAAGUCUUAUUUAACCCAGUUCGAGACUCGGAGCUAGCCAGCUGUUCUUCUGAUGGUACCGUGCGCUUCUGGGAUGUUCGCUCGAAGACUUGUGUGAGCCGUCUAGAUGUCGGCGGCGAAGCAUUCACCUUGUCUUGGUCGGCUGAUGGGAGUACAAUGGUGGUUGGAAGGAAGGUGAGGAGAGCUCCUUUGAGAUGA